AUGACAGAAGUUCAAAAGUUUAACUACUUAAAGUCUUUAGUAGCAGAGGAGGCAUCGAACACCAUUUCAGGAUUUGCACUCACACAUGCAAACUACAACAGAGCGAUUGAGCUUCUACAUGAGAGGUUUGGACAAAAACAUAAGAUAACUCAGUCCUACAUGCAAGCGCUCUUAGACCUACCCCCUCCCAAAAAUAAUCUCACAAGCCUGCGUCAUUUUUAUGACCAAGUGGAGACAUACGUCAGAGGUUUAGAAUCCUACGGACAAGCUCAAGAUACUUACGGUUCUCUUCUAGUACAUGUGAUUCUGAACAAAUUACCUACUGAAAUACGCAAGAAUUUGGCACGUGAACAUGGCUCUACUGAUUGGUUACUAAGGGAUUUGAGAAACAGUCUUUACAGGAAACUUUACAUAUUAGAAGCUGGAGCAGGUAUUGAUGCAACAGAACCAAGCGCAACAGCAACCUUUUAUACCCAUUCAAAGUCCAGUCAUAAGCAACUUCAACGCAACUUCAGUCCGAGGAAACCUCAUGUAUGCUGUGCAUUUUGUAAGGAGACACAUCGUUCGAAUGAUUGUACAAAAUACAAAAACUGCGCUGACCGCAUGAGAAUUGUCAAACAAGACAAGUUAUGCUUUAACUGUUUGGGCCGACAUCGUGUUACAGACUGUCAAUCCAGAUCCAAUUGCAAAAUCUGUAAAAAACGUCAUCACACAAGUUUGUGUUCAAAUCGCGAGGUAGUCAAAAGCAUCAAGGAGAGUACCCCUUCACUUCAAGCAAAAGAUACAGAAAGAGCAGAAACAUCAGUGAUGCAUUCAUCUUCACAUAGAGAUCAACCAAACGUUUUGUUACAAACUGCAGUUGCACCUGUCACAUUUGGAAAACUGACAACUGAUGCUAAUAUUCUGUUUGAUGAAGGAGCUCAAAGAUCAUUUAUCUCUAGGAGUUUGGCUGACAAGAUAGAAUUAACACCAACAGGAUAUGAGAAUAUCAACAUUCUUGGAUUUGGAGAAUCAGGAAAAGAGAAAGGAGUUCAAAAGUUACAGACAGCUGUAGUCAAGGUCCAAGCUAUAGAGAGAGAAGAUAUACCUGUCAAAGUCUUAGUGGUCCCAGAGAUAGCAGCUCCAAUUAAAACGCAUGUAGAAAAUGCAGCAAAAUUAUCACAUUUGAGGAAUUUGAGAUUGGCACAUCCUGUUGCACAAGAGGAGGCAUUCCAAAUUGAAUUACUUAUUGGAGCAGAUCAGGCACCAGUGAAAUCCACACCAGUUACAGUAAAUGGAGGUUCUUCUCUCAAUCUGUCUUUAGGUAACGGUGGUGCUUCUGGAAUGGGAUAA
This is a messenger RNA of Saccostrea cuccullata (small rock oyster), 1332 nucleotides long. RefSeq lists its product as uncharacterized. The coding region runs from base 1 to 1332 and encodes 443 amino acids. The transcript has 2 exons. Lineage: Eukaryota; Metazoa; Mollusca; Bivalvia; Ostreida; Ostreidae. The record is from RefSeq and is a predicted model, not a curated record.